Protopolystoma xenopodis is the source of this 240-nucleotide messenger RNA. Lineage: Eukaryota; Metazoa; Platyhelminthes; Monogenea; Polystomatidea; Polystomatidae. The record is from the annotation of a GenBank genome assembly.
CUUUAUCUGCCACUUCAUUUUCCUCCUGCUCAUUGUACAGACGAGCUUUGCCGACCGCUAUCUGUUCGCAUAGCUCAUUCUGAGGCUCUUUCUUUUGGCACUCAUCUCGAAGCCGAAUUGGCAUCUCCAUCCUCUUCCUCUGCAACUACUUCCUUGCAAUCCUCUCAACUUGAAACUGCAACCUCGGCAAAUGGUCGUGCCGUUCCCCUUUUCGUCAAUUUUCGCCCAGCGGAGGAUUAA